AUGAGAUUAUAUGUUUUCACCUUCCCCAUCAUGCGUGACCAGCUCAUCGCCAACACAAUCCUUGUCGCACUCGCUACCCUCAUGGUAAUAUUGCGUGGGGUCUCCCGACGAAUCUGA
Penicillium digitatum Pd1 is the source of this 117-nucleotide messenger RNA. The record is from RefSeq and is a predicted model, not a curated record. NCBI's taxonomy places the organism in Eukaryota, Fungi, Ascomycota, Eurotiomycetes, Eurotiales, Aspergillaceae.